Messenger RNA from Fragaria vesca subsp. vesca, 2978 nucleotides. RefSeq lists its product as uncharacterized. The record is from RefSeq and is a predicted model, not a curated record. NCBI's taxonomy places the organism in Eukaryota, Viridiplantae, Streptophyta, Magnoliopsida, Rosales, Rosaceae. Bases 29 to 2728 code for a protein of 899 amino acids. The transcript is spliced from 5 exons.
GUGCUGUCUUUCUCUCUCUAUCUCAGGAAUGGUAAAGGGAGGGAAGGUUAGUUCCAAGCGAAGAGUCAAACCACGGAUUCGGUCAGAUUAUAAGGGUUCCGAUGAUUCAGAUGAAGAUUAUGUAGUUUCAGAUGAAGAAAAGCUAGUUUCUGAGGACUUGGAAGAGGAUUAUUGCUCCUCUUUGGAUGCAUCAGAUGAUGAAGAGGAAGAGGAAGUGGAAGUGAGAUGGGCGAGAAAGAACAGUAGAUCAAGAGGGAAAAAAGGUGUUGAUAGAUUUAUUGAGGAGGGGGAAGAGGAGGAAGAUGAAGAGGAACUGGAAAAGGUGAGAAAGAAUGGUAGAUCAAGAGCCAAAAAGGGUACUGAUAGAUUUAUUGCUGAUGAAGAGGAGGAGGAUGAGCUGGAGGAGCUUGAGGAGGAGGAGGAUGAAGAGGAAAUGAAAAAGGUGAAAAAGAAUGGUAGGUCAAGAGCGAGAAAGGGUAAAGAUAGAUAUAUUGUGGACGAGGAGGAGGAUGAGCUGGAGGAGUUGGAGAAGGAAGAAGAAGAAGAAGGAGAAGAAGAAGAAGAGGAAGAGGCAAUGAAAGAGGUGAGAAAGGUGGCUAGAUCAAAGUCCCAAAAUGGUUUAUCUGGUAGGCAGAAAAAUGGGGUUAAACCAUCACAAAAAAGGAGGACUAAGUCUGAAGAAAUGGCAGAUCAGGAUUAUGAAGAAGAAGAAGAAGAUGAUGAUGAUGAUGAUGAUGAUGAUGAGUACGACGAGGAAUUUACACCUGAUGAAGAUGAUUAUUCAGAAUUGGAAGAAGCAUCAAGGGUGAAAAAGAGGAAAACUAAUUUGAAAGUGAGCAAGCGGCGUUUGAAGAAAAAAGGUCCUAUAAGAAGGAAAUCAAAGAAGCCUUCAAGAAAGAAACAAAAAAAGACUCGUACAUUGAGGAGGAAAGUAAGAUCUGAUGACGAUGAUGGUGAUUUUAUGGACAGUAACCUUCCUGUUAGAGAAAAGAAUGGGAAAAAAAGACCAAAGAAAAGGAGGAGAUAUGUUGCUCAAUCAGAUUCAGAUUUUGUGUCUGCUGGAUCAUCCGACUGUGAUUACACAAUCUCUGAGGAAGAGAGAGAGCAAGUCAGGGAAGCCAUGCAGUUGUGUGGAAGUAUAGAACCUAAUUUGAGAAGUUCAUUACAGUCUGACAAAAUUCAGGAGAUUGAGAUUGUACAGCCGCCAAGAAAGCCUCCUGGUAGGAAAGGUAAAGAAAAGAUUGAGCAAGUGAAGGUCGAGGUGGUUAAGCAGGUCUGUGGAAUUUGUCUCUCUGAGGAAGAUAAGAGAAGAGUGAGGGGAACACUAGACUGCUGCACUCACUAUUUUUGUUUCUCCUGCAUCAUGGAAUGGGGCAAAGUGGAAUCUCGCUGCCCAUUAUGCAAGCAGAGGUUCAAAACAAUUAGUAAACCCACAAGAGCAGGAACUGAUUUGAGAGACGUGUGUGUAACAGUCCCUGAGCGUGAUCAGGUUUAUCAGCCGACAGAAGAAGAACUGAGAAGUUAUCUCGAUCCUUAUGAGAAUGUGAUUUGUACAGAAUGUCAUGAAGGUGGAGAUGACGGGCUCAUGCUACUGUGUGAUCUGUGUGAUUCACCUGCUCACACCUAUUGUGUUGGUCUUGGGCAGGAAGUACCCGAAGGUAAUUGGUACUGUGAUGGUUGUAGACCUGUUGCUCUGGGAUCCUCGAGUUCCCAGGUUCAAGGUUGGUUCACUGAGCAGAGAACAACAAACAACAUCUUGCCUAAUAGACACUCACCUGCUGUAAGUUUCGGUGAAGGUUUAGAGAUAGACCUUAAUUCACUGUCCUCUCCUCGUUCCUAUAUUACUCAAGGAUAUGGGACUUCUUCUUCCCCUUGGUAUCAUGUUGGAGGUUUUCAAGCAGCUUCCCCGGGAUCUGGGGCAGGGGCACCAACACUGUCAGGAAGACGUUUAAUGCACCGUCAUAUUCAACAAUUGAUUUCUGCUAAUAGAAUGAAUUAUCUGGCCAGUAGAAAUGAGAGGAAUUCACCUGCUAAUUUGAGUACUGAUACCUUGAAUGCUCAAACUGCUCAGGGGAGGGAAACAAUAGUUCAGCAUGCAAGGGCAGACGGAACGGGCAGAUCUUUUCACACAUUCUUUGAGGAGAGAUUACAAGAAAAUCCCUCACUACAAGUGCAGGACAAUGAUGUAUUUUCGUCAACAUCAAGCCAUCACAGAAGGCAAGUAGUCCAGGAUCCAACUACAACUUCUGCUGAUAGACCUAGCAAUGGAGCAUUAUGGCCUGGACUUACAGAGAAUACAAUAUCAGGUCAUAUCCAAACUCAUCAAUUCAGCAGUAGGCCAAAUAUUGGUUUCGAUGGAGAUUUGUCCCCCAAUGCAGUUACGGGACCGAGUGAUAUUCACAGAGGAAAGGAACAACUGCAAACAUUGGUCAUAAGCUACAUAAAAGACUUGUCCCGAGAGAAGGAUUUAGGCCAAAGUACUACUGCUUUCCAGGAGAUCGCAAGGAGUGCUAUGCAGACCGUCCUAGCUGCAUGCGAGCUGGAGCACCUCAGCAAUGACGUAAUCCCUGUGCAGCCUCCAUCACCCUGUUCUCAUAUUGAAUUGAUGGCAGGAAAGACAAGUCUGAUAAAAGGUUGCUGUUCAUCAUGUUUUGCACAAUUUGUCAAGGACGUCGUAAAAUUGGUCAUGGAACAUAAACAAGCAUCAUGGUUGACAUUAGGUUUGUAGGUAUUGAUGCAGCAAGGGUGUCCCUUGCCCCUCUCCCCAUUUUGUUAGGGAUGUAGAACAGUGUUUCUUUUAACUUGUUUAUAGAUUUAACUCCAAACGACUCCAUUCAUACUCAAUCCAAUUGUUUAGAUAGCAUAAUUCAAAUAAUUCAGUGCCAGUAUUAUUCUGCUUCGAAUUGUUUGUUGAAGAUGGACCAACUGUACCAACCACUCAUCCCUAAUAGAAGUCGUAAAGGGCAUUUGUUUUCUAG